AUGUCGCAGCUCGACCAGAUCGUCAAAGGCGCGCCGCCGCCCGAGAUCCAGGUGCACCGGCCAGACACAGGCAGCCUGCCUCCCCCAUCGCCCUCGCCCUCGCCCUCGCCCUCACCGGCGCCCUUGUCUUCGAGCUCGCAGGAGUCGUCUGUGACGGCCGCUGCGCCCGAUCCGCUGUCCGCGCUGCCCUCCUCGCCGCCGCAGAUAUACCUGAACCUGCUCAUCGUCGAGUCCGCCCUGCGCGCGCAGUACCUGGCGCUGCGGGCCCGGCGCCGCCAGAACACCUUCUUCCUGCUGCUGCUGGCCCUCUGGAUCGUCUACUUCACCUAUGCCCUCUUCUUCCGGCCGCGCGAGGACGGCAGAGGGCUCGGCGGCUCCGUCUACUGGGUCGUCGAGACCGGCGAGAAGGUCGCCCUCACCGGCGGCGUCGUCACGGCCAUCCUCAUCUGGGGCACCGGCCAGUGGGAGCGAGGCAUGCGGUGGCCGCAGCGCUGGCUGGGGGUCACCAACCGGGGCAUCCGGGGCAUGAAUGCAAAGGUCGUGGUCAUCCCGGGCCCCUGGUGGAAGGAAUUGCUCUCCUACAUAUCCUUCAUCUUCCCUUACUCGGCCUUUUUCCCAUCCAACACAUCUUUCCACUACGUCGAGUACGAGAGGCCAGUCUCUGCCUCUGCCUCUGCUGCGGCUGCGGCUGCGGCUGCUGCUUCUGCUUCGGCUGGGGACAGGCCUGCCAGCCGCAGACGCCGGGGAAGCUCAGUGACCAGUCUGCGCCAGCCGCCGGACGAAGAAAACCGCAUUGGGGUCGAGGAAGACCUGGCUCCCGGGGGUGACUACAUACGGCUGCUCUUGCUGCCCAAAUCAUUCUCCCCGGCCUUCCGCAAGAACUGGGACGAGUACCGGACCGACUACUGGGAGAAGGAGAACGAACGGCGCGCUCGUCUGCGCCAGAAGGUCAAGGAGUUCACCCGCCAACAGGCCAGAGCAAACGCCGGCUGGCUCUGGUGGGCCAAAUGGAGAUACUGGAGACAAAGCUACCCGCGUGCUAUACCCGUCAUCAGCAAGAGUGGCCGGGACAUCGAGAGAUAUACCCAUCACAGGGCCUCGCACUCCCGCAAUUGGAACGCCAGCGAGCGGGAGAAACUCCGCCGGACGCCCCCCUACGCUGACUCGCACUCACACUCGCACUCGCACUCGCACUCGAGGACGUCUUCUCGAAGCUCAACGCCCCAUGCCGUCUCUGACGUCGAGGACAAGCUGCCUCUUGACCGUGAGCGGCGGUCGUCUGUCUCCCGCCGCGGCAGUGGUGGUUCUCCCGGCACGCCCAAGAGGAACAAGUCGGUCUCUCAGACAGCUUCGGGAUCAAGCAGGUUCUCUACCCCCUUGACUCCCCUGUCAGCCAGCGGCAGUGAUGAGGGUUCGUGA
This is a messenger RNA of Trichophyton benhamiae CBS 112371, 1419 nucleotides long. RefSeq lists its product as uncharacterized. Gene Ontology annotation, cellular component: Nem1-Spo7 phosphatase complex. NCBI's taxonomy places the organism in Eukaryota, Fungi, Ascomycota, Eurotiomycetes, Onygenales, Arthrodermataceae. The record is from RefSeq and is a predicted model, not a curated record. Bases 1 to 1419 code for a protein of 472 amino acids. The transcript has a single exon. Gene Ontology annotation, biological process: nuclear envelope organization. Gene Ontology annotation, molecular function: phosphoprotein phosphatase activity; protein phosphatase regulator activity.